Trichomonas vaginalis G3 is the source of this 951-nucleotide messenger RNA. Its product is annotated as protein serine/threonine kinase protein. The transcript has a single exon. The record is from RefSeq and is a predicted model, not a curated record. The coding region runs from base 1 to 951 and encodes 316 amino acids. Gene Ontology annotation, biological process: protein phosphorylation. Lineage: Eukaryota; Parabasalia; Trichomonadida; Trichomonadidae. Gene Ontology annotation, molecular function: ATP binding; protein kinase activity.
AUGUUCGACGAAAUGGUUCUUAUUCUCGAAAAACAUGGAUAUAAAUUCAUCAAGCAAGUAGGAAAGGGAUGCUUUGCUACAUGCUAUUUAGUUUUCGAUACUAGAUACAAGAAAGAAUUCAUCUGUAAAGUUUGUCAUUCAAAUUCAAAUAAUCCAGAGUCAUCCAAUAAGCAGAAGUUCUACCAGAAUGAAAUUGAUGCUCUAAUAAACAUAACUCAUCCAAAUAUAAUCAAGAUAUACAACUACUUUGAAGAUCACAAUUUUCUUUACAUUAUUUUGGAAUACUGCAACCAAUUUUCAUUAGAUAAGUUUAUAUCUAUGCAUGGCAACCUCAAAAGAAAUCAAUUAUAUGAUUUUAUCCUCCAGUUUGCUACAGGCUUACACCAUUGUCAUUUAUAUGGUAUUGCUCAUCAUGAUAUCAAACCGGCAAACAUAUUAUUGGAUGAAUACAAUAAGAUCAAGCUUGCAGAUUUUGGAUUCGCUUCUUAUCAGGAAUAUGAUGCUAACGAAGUUCGAGGCUCUCUUGCUUAUAUACCUCCAGAGAAGAUCAACUUAGUUAAGUACGAUCCUUUUGCUAGCGAUGUUUGGAGUUUCGGAGUUUCAGUUUACUACCUUGCAUUUGGAUCACUCCCAUUCCAAGGUGAGACAAAGGAGGAGUUAUCACAAAACAUUAAGAAGGCUAACUAUAAAAUGCCAGAUACCAGCUAUGACUUUGUUCGCGACAUCGUUACACAUACAUUAGUUAUCGAUCCAUCAAAAAGAUGGACCAUGAAGCAAAUCGUUGACUAUCUUAAAGAUCAGCAGAUUGUGGUCAAAGAAAUCAUUAAGACCAAAUCAUCAUAUGCUGUUCGCUCGAUUACUCAGAUGGCUUACAGUGGAUUCCGUAGUAUCCAUUCACUGCGUAACAUUCAUCAACCAAGAUUGGUCGAAACAUUCGCAGUCCAAGUUUAA